CAGAAUAACGGCAGCCGUCAGUCUAUACAGUGCUACAGAGCGACAAUGUUGCUAAUCUUAAUCGGUUUGGUGGCCGCCGCCGGCGCAGCCCCACGCUUCCCCUUCAGCGAUGAAACAAGCCUGGAAAAUAUGUUCAACGAUGAUAUAUUCAGCAUGAAGAAUUUCUGGCAACAAUUUAGCAGAGAUAUGGCGACACUCGAACAAAGCAUAUCGCAAAUGUCACGAAAUUUACCCCACAUUGUCACAAAGGAGGGAGUCGAGGGUAACGAGUACAAAAUAGAAAUUCCCCUAACUGGCUUCCUGGAAAGCGACAUCUCCGUCAAGGCCAGACCGGGACUACUGAAAGUUGUGGCAAAGCAUAAUAACGGUCCCGGAUCAACCAGCUACUAUAUCACUAGGUCCUUGCCCGCCUUCGUGGGAGCAAACGGUGACUGGACCUACGAAAAUGACAUCCUCAAGAUAGUAUUCCCCUUAAACAAUAGUGCAAAUGAAGGUUCUGAUCAACAAACUGUUGCGCCUAAUCACAGCCGUGAAGAAAUCGAAACAGACAACACAGACAACGGUGCAAACGCUGAUAUUGGGUUGGAUAGAUCAGGACAAGACUCUGAAUUAAUGACCAAUGAAAUACCGUCGAAGAGCCCGGUAGAAGGAACCACUUACUCCGAGGGAUUGAAGGACGAUGUUGAAUUUGUGCCGCUAUCUAGGUACUAAGUUUUGUUAUAGUGAUUCAAAAUUUUAAUAAUAAAAAUUUGAAACAAAAUAUAUAUUGUUAUUCCGUAUAAAAAUAGAAUAUGUGAACAAAGGUUAGUGUUUGUAGUGAUUGUGAUAUUAAAAACAUUGUUUCAAAAGUAA
Pieris napi is the source of this 852-nucleotide messenger RNA. RefSeq lists its product as uncharacterized. The record is from RefSeq and is a predicted model, not a curated record. NCBI's taxonomy places the organism in Eukaryota, Metazoa, Arthropoda, Insecta, Lepidoptera, Pieridae. The transcript has a single exon. The coding region runs from base 46 to 711 and encodes 221 amino acids.